Molecule: messenger RNA, 1543 nt
Organism: Aphidius gifuensis
Lineage: Eukaryota; Metazoa; Arthropoda; Insecta; Hymenoptera; Braconidae
Exons: 4
Coding region: 94-1494 (466 amino acids)
Biological process (GO): SCF-dependent proteasomal ubiquitin-dependent protein catabolic process
Cellular component (GO): SCF ubiquitin ligase complex
Molecular function (GO): protein binding
Source: RefSeq, a predicted model, not a curated record
AAUCAUCAGCUGACAAUCUGACAUCAAACAAGUAAGAACUGAAGCAACAUGUGUGUGAUGAAAAUUUGUUGAUGUGUUAUCGCAAAAAACAAAAUGAAACCAAAACUUGCUCCUCGUGAAUUAUCAAAUAUGGAAGAGUUUAGAAAAAAAGAGUUGGAAAAAAAUUUUGCACAAGAACGUAAGAUGUCGAGUAAAAUUUCAACUUGUAUUGACGAAUUAUCAACUUAUAUCACCUUUAAGGAAAAAAAAAUUGAGGCGUACUGUAAGGAUCAUGAUCAUUCAUACGCCAAAAAUAUAAUAACUGACCAGGCCAACAGCAUAACAAUUGACUUUGUUAAUGAUGAUUGUCUAGCAGCAAUAUUCAAGUAUGUGCCAGCAUGUGAAAGACCAAAAAUUGCAUUGGUAUGUCAAAAAUGGAAAAGAGCCCUUGAUCUUUCUUGGUUUAAUGUCAAAAAACUUGAACUAACUCAUUGGGAAUAUGAUGAGAAUCCAACUUGUUUGAUAAAAUAUCCAACACUCGAUGGACAAUUAAGUUUUUUAAAAUCACUGCUUUUUAAAUGUGGUCGUUAUUUAACAAAAUUAGACUUGUCAGCUUAUGGUCAUUGUAACAUAGUGCCAGUUAUUAAUGAAUAUUGUCCAAACCUCGUAAAACUUCGAUUGAGAUUUACCUAUGUUGACAAAAUAAUAUUAUAUGAUGCUUUUUCACGUCUAUCUAAGCUCAAAGUAUUAGCAAUUAUAUUUCAAGAUUUUAAAGAUACAUUUAUACCUAUCACUUUAAUCUAUUCAUUACUAAAAGUUGCUGAUACAUUGACUGAUUUGAUUCUUUUAAAUUGGAAAGAUAACUUGUAUAACCCCUGUUACUUUCCAGAAGAUACCAUUUGUGUGUUACGUAAACUGAGGGCAAAUCUGAAAAGAUUUGAAAUUAGUGGUAUUCAACUUUCUAAUGAAAUGACCCAUUAUCUGAUGACUAAUGUGAUACCAUUUUUUUCGAAUCAUGAUUUUUAUAAAAACUAUAAAACAGAAGAGUUUAAAAAUAUCAAGGACCUAGAUAUGGGGGAAUAUCUAAUUUCAGAUGAUGGUUUGUAUAGUAUUGCCAAUACCAUGAAGCAAUUAAAAGAAUUACGCACGUAUUGUCAUAAAAUAACUAAUGAUGGUAUUGUAACAAUUUCAAAAAUGAAUUUACUAAUUCUUGAUAUUGCUGGCCUUAAUCUAGUCAUUGAUUCUUCAUCAAUCAAAUUGCUUAAAAACCUAAGAGUGGCACGUUUCCCACAAAGCAAUAACAUUACUGAUGAAUUAGCCAUGGAAGUUCUUAACAAUUCACCAGAGAUGGAAAUGCUUUAUGUUCUGAACACACGUGUAACUGUUGAAUUUAUAAAAAAAGCAGCAGAAAUAUCAAGAAGACGAAAACGACAUUUGAAUUUAGGUGUUUCAUUCAUGUGUGAUAAAAAACAAUAUGAAUCGCCAUAUUUCACAAUUACUAUACAAAAAAAUUAAAAAAAAAAAAAAAGGUAAUUCACAAAUUUCGAUAAUAACUUUUGAAAAU